This is a messenger RNA of Ceutorhynchus assimilis (cabbage seed weevil), 411 nucleotides long. The record is from the annotation of a GenBank genome assembly. Lineage: Eukaryota; Metazoa; Arthropoda; Insecta; Coleoptera; Curculionidae.
AUGCUUUUGAAGUACAAUGCAAAGGUUGAUUUGGAAUGUUUAUCAAAUAGAAUUACAGGUUUAAGUGUGGCCGCCCAGGAAGGUUACGUUGAAAUAUUAAAGCUACUUUUAGAACAUAAGGCUGACAUUAAUUCUAAAAACUUCCAAUGUCUUACUCUUCUUCAUAGUCUGCAUAUAUCAGCUUUAUAUGGUCAUAAAGAAUGCUUAUUAAUUUUGUUAGAUAAAAAAGCUGAUAUAAAUUCUAUGACUACUGAUGGUUGGACUGUUUUACAGAUGGCUGCAGCAGAAGGUUUCGCUGAUAUUGUUGAUAUUUUGCUUGCGAAUAGUAUUAAAAAUGUUAAUCAUGGAAAUAAAUCUGGAGCUGCAGCUAUUUAUUUAGCCAGAGAAGGAGGUCACAUGGAAGUCAUAUAG